UUAGUAUUUUUGCACUUCACAAAUUAAUGACCAUGAGUUCGUUUUUGAUAAACUCCAACUACAUCGAGCCCAAAUUCCCUCCCUGCGAGGAGUACACGCAGCACAGCGGCAGCGCCGGCAGCUCCGCCAGCUACCACCCGCACCACCCGCACCCGCACGCCCCGCCGCCGCCGCCGCCGCCGCCGCACCUGCACGCCGCGCACCCGGGCCCGGCGCUGCCCGAAUACUUCCCGCGGCCGCGCCGGGAACCGGGCUACCAGGCUCCUGCGGCGCCGCCGGGGCCGCCGGGGCCGCCUCCCGAGGCUCUCUACCCGGCGCAGGCACCCUCCUACCCCCAGGCGCCCUACAGCUACAGCAGCGCCGGCAGCGCCGCCCCGGGCCCCGAGCAGCCGCCCCCGGGCGCCUCGCCGCCGCCGCCGCCGCCCGCCAAGGGCCACCCCGGCCCGCCCCAGCCCCUGCUCCCAGGCCAUGCCCUGCAGCGCCGCUGCGAAGCGGCCCCCGCCGCCGGGGCCGGCACCGGGCCCGGCUGCCCGCUGCUGCCGGACAAGAGCCUGCCCGGGCUGAAGGGGAAGGAGCCGGUGGUCUACCCCUGGAUGAAGAAGAUCCAUGUGAGCACGGUCAAUCCCAAUUACAACGGAGGGGAGCCCAAGAGGUCUCGCACUGCCUACACCAGACAGCAGGUCCUGGAGCUGGAGAAGGAGUUUCACUUCAACCGCUACCUGACCAGGAGGCGACGCAUCGAGAUCGCGCACACCCUUUGCCUCUCCGAGCGCCAGGUCAAGAUCUGGUUCCAGAACAGGCGCAUGAAGUGGAAGAAAGACCAUAAACUGCCUAACACAAAGAUGCGCUCCUCAAACCAGUCCACACUGAGCCAGCAGUCCAAAGCACAGACACAGGGCCACCCCCAUCCGCUCGAUGGGGCUACACCCAACGCAGCCGCGCUAUAAAUACGGUUAUUUUUUUUUUUAAUAUAUAUAUAUAUAUAUUUACCUAUCUAUUGGGGUUUUCCAGCUGCCCCAUGGUGGAGGCUGGCCGUUUGGACCAAACAACUGUGUAAAACAAAACAGGAGCGGGAAAGGAAGACGAGACGUGCCCAAGAACGAGCACAUGUUUAAACCAAAACCCGGACGAUUGUCUACAUUGUAUAUAGAUAAUGGUUCCAUGCCCAUCAUUUUUUUUCUAUUUAUGGAAACGCUCUCUUGCCCUCGGUGUAAGAGAGGGCUGGAUGCUGUCACGGACGAAUUCUCUGUACCUAAGACGGACUCUUUUUUCA
Messenger RNA from Gymnogyps californianus (California condor), 1273 nucleotides. RefSeq names its product homeobox A4 (gene HOXA4). NCBI's taxonomy places the organism in Eukaryota, Metazoa, Chordata, Aves, Accipitriformes, Cathartidae. Gene Ontology annotation, cellular component: nucleus. The coding region runs from base 27 to 947 and encodes 306 amino acids. The transcript has 2 exons. Gene Ontology annotation, biological process: embryonic skeletal system morphogenesis; regulation of transcription by RNA polymerase II; anterior/posterior pattern specification. Gene Ontology annotation, molecular function: DNA-binding transcription factor activity, RNA polymerase II-specific; RNA polymerase II cis-regulatory region sequence-specific DNA binding. The record is from RefSeq and is a predicted model, not a curated record.